This is a messenger RNA of Pyrus x bretschneideri (Chinese white pear), 4849 nucleotides long. Its product is annotated as paired amphipathic helix protein Sin3-like 4. Gene Ontology annotation, cellular component: chromatin; histone deacetylase complex. Gene Ontology annotation, molecular function: transcription corepressor activity. Lineage: Eukaryota; Viridiplantae; Streptophyta; Magnoliopsida; Rosales; Rosaceae. Bases 293 to 4552 code for a protein of 1419 amino acids. Gene Ontology annotation, biological process: negative regulation of transcription by RNA polymerase II. The record is from RefSeq and is a predicted model, not a curated record. The transcript has 25 exons.
AAACGUAAGGUGAAAAGUUUUGUAAUCUGGCUUCGUCUUCCCUCGCUGCGGCUUCAGAGAAUCACAACAAUCUCCGCAGCGAUACGUUUCCUCUGCGUUUUUUGUUCGGAGUUGGAAGAAAAGCUUGUAUUGGAAGAAGACUUCGGCUGUUCGACGACUCGACGAUCUCUUCGAUUUUGGCGUCGGAGAGGUGAUCUGCUCGGAGCUUCGGGAUUGGAAUUCUGGUUGUGUAGUUUGAAGCAUGAUUUGUCGCUGAGGAGGGGAAGAGUUGGCGGCGGCGACGACGACGGAGAUGAAGAGGUCCAGGGACGACGUUUUUAUGAGCUCGCAACUCAAGCGGCCCGUAGUUUCCGCUCGAGGAGAGCCUUCUGGGCAACCCCAGAUGAUGGCAGCAGCAGCAGCAGCUUCCCAAAAGUUAACAACAAAUGAUGCCUUAGCGUAUCUAAAAGCGGUGAAGGAUAUAUUUCAAGACAAAAACAGGGGAAAAUACGAAGAAUUUCUUGAAGUCAUGAAAGACUUCAAGGCCACAAGAAUUGACACUGCGGGUGUGAUAGAGAGGGUGAAAGAUUUAUUUAAAGGGCAUCGAGAGCUAAUAUUAGGUUUCAAUACCUUCUUGCCAAAGGGAUAUGAAAUAACCCUCCCACUUGAUGAUGACCAACAACCUCCUCAAAAGAAGCCUGUUGAAUUUGAGGAAGCCAUCAAUUUUGUGAACAAGAUUAAGACACGAUUUCAAGGCGACGACCAUGUUUAUAAAUCUUUUUUAGACAUUCUGAAUAUGUACAGAAAGGAAAACAAGUCCAUCCAAGAGGUUUACCAGGAGGUUGCUGCACUUUUCCAAGACCACUCAGAUUUGCUUGUGGAGUUUACCCACUUUUUACCUGAUACUACAGGAACAGCUUCCAUUCAUCCACCUCACAGAAACUCAAUGCUUCGGGAUAGGAGCUCUGCAAUGCCUACUAUGCGGCAGAUGCACGUGGACAAAGAAAGAAGGACCAUGGGUUCUUAUGCUGACCAUGAUCUCAGUGUUGACCGUCCUGAUCCUGACCAUGAUAAAGCUCUGAUGAAAGCAGACAAAGAGCAAAGGAGGCGUGGUGAGAAGGAGAAGGAGAGGAGAGAAGACAGAGAAAGAAGAGAACGGGAUGAUAGGGAUUUUGACCAUGAUGGCAGUAGAGACCUCAAUAUGCAGCGUUUUCCCCACAAACAGAAAUCUGCUCGUAGGACUGAAGACACUGAACAAUUGCAGCCAGGUAUUUACGGCCAGGAGUUUGCUUUCUGCGAGAAGGUGAAGGAGAAGUUACGAAAUCCUGAAGAUUACCAGGAAUUUUUGAAGUGCCUUCAUAUUUAUAGCAAGGAAAUUAUUACACGCUCUGAAUUGCAGUCUUUGGUGGCUGAUUUAAUUGGAAGAUAUCCUGAACUUAUGGAUGGGUUCAAUGAUUUUUUGGCAUGUUGUGAGAAGAAAGAUGGGUUCCUUGCUGGUGUGAUGAGUAAAAAAUCCUUGUGGAAUGAAGGACAUUUACCCAGAUCGGUGAAGGUAGAAGAUAGGGAUAGGGAUAGAGAUAGAGAUCGUGAAAGGGAUGAUGGGGUUAAAGAUAGAGAGCAUGAAACUCGAGAAAGAGAUAGACUUGAUAAAAAUGGUGCCUUUGGAAUCAAAGAAGGUGGAGGCCAGAAGAGUUUAUAUACCAGCAAGGAUAAAUAUUUGGCAAAACCCAUUAAUGAGCUUGACCUCUCCAAUUGUGAGCGCUGCACUCCGAGCUAUCGUCUCCUGCCAAAGAAUUAUCCAAUACCUUCUGCUAGCCAAAGAACAGAGCUUGGUUUUGAAGUAUUAAAUGACCACUGGGUAUCCGUUACUUCUGGAAGUGAGGAUUACUCUUUUAAACACAUGCGCAAAAACCAGUAUGAAGAAAGCCUGUUUCGGUGUGAGGAUGACAGGUUUGAACUGGAUAUGUUGUUGGAGUCAGUGAACGUAACAACCAAGCGCGUGGAAGAUCUAUUAGAAAAGAUCAACAACAAUACGAUUAAGAUGGACAGUCCAAUUCGUAUUGAAGAUCACUUCACAGCUCUGAACCUAAGGUGCAUUGAGCGAUUAUAUGGUGACCAUGGGCUUGAUGUGAUGGACGUGUUGAGGAAAAAUGCUCCACUAGCUUUGCCUGUCAUAUUGACCCGUUUGAAGCAAAAGCAAGAAGAGUGGGCAAGGUGUCGUUCGGAUUUUAAUAAAGUUUGGGCUGAUAUAUAUGCCAAGAACUAUCACAAGUCACUUGAUCAUCGUAGCUUCUACUUUAAGCAACAAGACACCAAGAGCUUAAGCACAAAAGCCUUGUUGGCAGAGAUUAAAGAGAUUAGUGAGAAGAAGCGGAAGGAAGAUGAUGUUCUUCUUGCUAUUGCUGCUGGAAAUAGACGACCUAUUAUCCCGAAUUUGGAAUUUGAGUACCCUGACCCAGAAAUCCAUGAAGAUCUGUAUCAACUCGUCAAAUAUUCUUGUGGAGAAGUUUGCACAACCGAGCAAUUGGAUAAAGUUAUGAAGAUAUGGACAACUUUUCUUGAACCAAUACUUGGUGUUCCUACGCGGCCUCAAGGUGCAGAGGAUACUGAAGAUGGUGUGAAAGUAAAAAAUCUUGCCGUAAAGAGUGGUUCUGUGAGUCCUGGAGAGAGUGAUGGUAGUCCUGAUGGUGAUGCUACUCUGACGAAUUCCAAACAGUUGAAUUCAUCAAGAAAUGGAGAUGAAAGCAUUCAACCUGAACAAUCAAGCUCUUGCAGGACUUGGACAGUAAAUGGGGCUAAUGGGGUCAAAGAAGAAAGUUGUCUCAACAUGGAUCAUGCUGCACGUGAAGGGGAUACAUUGUACAAUACCUCGCGACAAGGUAAAGUGCAGAGUAAUACAUCUCCAGCUGAGGAAACGUCUGGAGUUAGCAAACAAGACAACUUCAAUGAACGAUUAGUGAAUUCUAAUGUAUCACUUGCCGCUGCGUUGGAGCAAAGUAAUGGAAGAACUAAUUUGGAACACUCAUCAGGGCAUAGUCCUACUCCGUCCAGACCUGGUAAUGGCACUGUUGAUGUUGGGCUGGAGUUACCUUCAUCAGAGGGUGGUGAUUCUACAAGACCAGGUAUUUCCUCAAAUGGAGCAGUAGCGGAAGGCGCCGUAGGUCUCAGAUAUCUUGAAGAGUCUGCUAGACACUUCAAGAUUGAUAGAGAAGAAGGCGAGAUAUCUCCAAAUGGAGAUUUCGAGGAGGAUAAUUUUGCAAAUUAUAGAGAAGCUGGUUCAGAGGCUGUUCAAAAACCAAAGGACGGUACUGUCAGCAGGCAAUAUCAAGCCAGACAUGGGGAAGAAGAAAUAUGCGGUGGAGAGACAGGUGGAGAAAAUGAAGCUGAUGCUGAUGAUGAAGGUGAGGAAAGUGCUCCGAGGUCAUCUGAGGAUAGUGAGAAUGCCUCUGAGAAUGGUGAUGUUUCUGGAAGUGAAUCUGGUGACGGAGAGGAAUGUUCUCGUGAAGAGCAUGAGGAAGAUGGGGACAAUGAUGAGCACGAUACUAAGGCCGAGAGUGAAGGUGAAGCUGAAGGGAUGGCUGAUGCCCAUGAUGUUGAAGGAGAUGGAAUAUCUUUGCCUCUUUCAGAACAUUUUCUCUCGACUGUGAAGCCUCUUGCAAAAUAUGUUCCUCCAGCUUUACAUGACAAGGAGAAGGACUCUCAGAUAUUUUAUGGAAAUGAUUCUUUCUAUGUGCUAUUCAGGCUUCACCAAACAUUAUAUGAGAGAAUACAAUCAGCAAAGAUUAACUCAUCAUCUGCUGAGAGGAAGUGGCGGGCUUCUUCAAAUGAAACGAGCCCUACAGACUCUUAUGCUAGAUUCAUGAAUGCACUUUACAAUUUACUUGACGGUUCUUCUGACAAUACGAAAUUUGAAGAUGAUUGUCGAGCCAUCAUUGGGACACAGUCAUAUCUUCUAUUCACAUUAGACAAGCUGAUCUACAAACUCGUUAAGCAGCUCCAAACAGUCGCCAGUGAAGAGAUGGACAACAAACUCGUCCAGCUUUAUGCAUUUGAAAAAUCAAGAAAACCAGGAAGAUUUGUAGAUGUGGUUUAUCACGAAAAUGCUCGCGUUCUUCUUCAUGAUGAGAACAUUUACCGCAUUGAUUGUGCAUCCUCUCCAACCCGGGUGUCUAUUCAGCUAAUGGAUUUUGGGCAUGAUAAGCCUGAAAUGACUGCUGUUUCUAUGGACCCUAAUUUUUCUGCGUAUCUGCAUGAUGAAUUCCUUUCAGUUCUUCCUGACAAAAAGGAGAAGUCUGGGAUCUUCUUGAUGAGGAACAAACGUAAGUAUGGCAGCGAUGAUUUGUCUGCUAUCUGUGAGGCCAUGGAAGGACUAAAAGUCGCUAAUGGUCUGGAGUGUAAGAUCGCUUACCAAUCAUCCAAGGUCUCAUACGUUUUAGAUACAGAAGACUUUCUGUUUCGUACAAAGAAGAAAAGGAAAAGUUUGCACCAGAACAGUUCAUGCCAUAACCUGGCUAGGUCUUCUAACGGUUCUAGUAGAGUAGAGCGAUUUCAGCGGUUGCUUUCUGGCUCAUGAUAUGUCAUGUUUUGACCAUCAAGUAAAUAUGUAGCAUUUUGCAAGCAUUACAUACAGUGGCGCUGGAAACCCGAAAAAUUUGAGUCGCUGUGAACGAAAAACUUUUUGUGGAAUUACCUUUGUAUUCUCAUAGACCUGUCUCUCCAACCUAAUAAAGAAUUGAUGAGGGAGGAAGGGGGGAUGUGGAUCGAAAGUCGUAUACUUUUGAGUUGGCACUUCGAGCCGCAUUCGUGUAAAUAGAGGUAAUUUGUGUUGUAAACUGGAGAUUCAUUUUAUUGAUCAAUAUUUUUUGUUAAA